Messenger RNA from Mesoplodon densirostris (Blainville's beaked whale), 3491 nucleotides. RefSeq names its product GINS complex subunit 2 (gene GINS2). Lineage: Eukaryota; Metazoa; Chordata; Mammalia; Artiodactyla; Ziphiidae. The transcript has 5 exons. The record is from RefSeq and is a predicted model, not a curated record. Gene Ontology annotation, biological process: DNA replication; double-strand break repair via break-induced replication. The coding region runs from base 100 to 657 and encodes 185 amino acids. Gene Ontology annotation, cellular component: nucleus; GINS complex.
CAUUGCUCGGUGGCGGGAAAGCGGCGGUUGCAGCGCGUCUUCCCGGACGCUGAGGGGCCGGAGGCAGCGGUGAGUCCCGGACUGUCUGCGGGCCCCACUAUGGACGCGGCCGAGGUGGAGUUUCUGGCCGAGAAGGAGCUGGUCACCAUUAUCCCGAACUUCAGUCUGGACAAGAUCUACCUCAUCGGGGGCGACCUGGGGCCUUUCAACCCCGGCUUACCAGUGCAGGUGCCUCUGUGGCUGGCGAUCAACCUGAAACAGAGACAGAAGUGUCGGCUGCUCCCCCCCGAGUGGAUGGACGUGGAAAAGUUGGAGAAGAUUCGGGAUCAUGAACGAAAGGAAGAAACUUUUACCCCUAUGCCCAGCCUUUACUACAUGGAGCUCACCAAACUCCUGUUAAAUCAUGCUUCAGACAACAUCCCGAAAGCAGACGAGAUCCGGACCCUGAUCAAGGACGUGUGGGACACACGCACAGCCAAGCUCCGGGUGUCUGCUGACAGCUUCGUGAGACAGCAGGAGGCACACGCCAAGCUGGAUAACUUGACCUUGAUGGAGAUCAACACCAGUGGGGCUUUCCUCACACAAGCGCUCAAUCACAUGUACAAACUCCGCACGAACCUGCAACCUUCUGACAGCGCCCAGUCUCAGGACUUGUAGGCAGAGACUGGUUUGUAGAGGCCCGUGUCUGCCGGCAGGAGGCUCACCGGGUGGCCUGAGUGCUCGGGACGUGACAGAGGUACUCACAUUUCCAGAGUUCUAGAACCACUUCUGAAUGUAUGCAAAAAAAGUGCAGUGAGGCAAGGGAUGGGUUUAUAACCUUGUUGGAAACCAACAGGCUUGUGCUUAGUCCUCGAGACAUUCUGUAAUUCCACGUCUGUAUCUGGGAGCCAGCUGUCCUUUCAUGGGGAGAUGAGAAAAAGCAUUGGCAGAACGAAUGAUUUCCCUAGCAGAGCUCUGGGUCUCCUGCACGGGACUGUCGUGUGCAGGUGAGUGUUUGGUGACGUCGGUGUUGCUUUUAAGAUGGAGAUAUAGCAGGAUGGUAACGUGGCCGUGGCCAUUUUUCUCCCUUCUUGACCCUGAUCUCUUGGGCUAAAUUUAGUCUGCUACAGAGGCUAUUCACAGAGGAGGACAGCAGAUGAGUGGCGAGUGACAGCAACCCAUAUGCCCUGAUACACAAUAAAGAUGGAAUCAACCCACGUCUCUGUUGGGUUUUUUUCCUGCAUAACUGCCACGCAAAGGAGCAGGCCAAGUGGCUAGAAUGAUCUGAUGGACCAAACUGGAGAGGUUUAGCAGGCAGCUGUGAACUUCCGACCGACACUCUGGGACACUCCGGGUAUCUCUUGUUCUCUCGGCUGCUUUUGGGUAAGGCCCUAAGGCGUUGCUUAUCAGCAAGAGGAAUGUCAGGGGAAAAUCAAUUCCGUGUUAUCUAGUGUGUGAGUGAAGCUGAAGACACGAUGGCAGGGGGAAAAGUGGAGCCUAUUACGUGGUUCUUGAUGGACUGAGGGGAAGACGGUUCUAGGAAGCGGUUCUAGGAAGCAGUGGCUCAGGUAACAGUAUUGGGUUUUUUUCCCUACGAGGAAAAGUUUAAGCGCUAGCAUUGCUCAGUCCCUUACAGAAAAGUAUGUUACCUGGGGCGAGGUAGGGGGGGAUGAUCGUCAAGUCCUGUAAUGAGCAGGUUCGGUAACCAGCUGGCUUCCAAGGGCAGCGCUGUCAGUCAAAAGCAGUCACAUGCCAUCUCGAGGGUUAUGAAGGGUGUAUGUGCGUGAUCAGCGGGGCCUAAAGAAUAUCUGCUGGUGUUUUUACCCUUCAGUGUUUAAAAUACAAACUUACUUCAAGUUGCUCAAGCACUAUUCCUCCAUCCCAGAUGGGUACCCAGAUGUCCCUCUCACAAGCAUGUAUUGUUUAAGCACCAAAGGGCCGCACAUGGAGGGAUGAGGACCCAGAAGACCUGGUCUCAUCACUUAAGAGAUGACAGGACUUGUCUCUUCCUCUCUCUCUUAUGCAGAAUCCUUCAGGUUUAGUCUGGGGGAUCUUCUAGAAUGAAACCACAUGUUAGUGUGGCGGUUUAGGAGUCCUGUGUAUCUCAGAUCUCACCCCGAGUCCCCUUCUCUUAAAACCUGGCUGAGGCACAGUCGAAUCUGUCUUCACACUUUAAAAAUAAGAGCUCAACAAUUACACAGCUUUACAGGUAUUUUUUGGCCUUAUUAUAACAUAGAAAAGAUUUUUCUCUUAAGAUGAUUUAGGAAGAUUUUAUUUUUUUGGAUGUUGUCAGAAAUUACAGCAAUAUAUUCAUAAAUACCUAAUUACUACAUUCAACAAAUAAUAUUACAAUACAGUUAAUUCAAACAAGUACACUUAGAACAGGUUUAAUUUCACAGCAUCUAAACUGCCCCCCAGAGUGACCGAGGCACCGUUCCUCCUCCUUCCAUGUACUGGCUGACUGUUCUAGCAGUUAACUGUUGUAGCGUAGGUACAUACAGAGUAACACAACUGAUGGAUUAGCGUGGUCUUCCUCGGGUCAAGGUAGAGUUAAGGAGUUAAGGUUAAGCGCUGGAUCGGAAAGUUGGGGACAGGCUACUGCAAGUAGUAAAGUUGAUAGUGUGGUUACUUGGAAGAGGACAGGGCUGCUGCGAAGUGGCUAAUCCACGCUGUGCGAUGAACAGCAUCGCGGUGCUGACCAUCUCCAUCUGGUGGCAGGUCCCUGGAACUGGCUACACUUUAAGCCGUGGCCCAGAGGGAGAGGGGGGUAUGCAAUCUGAUUUUGGAGAUGUGGCAGCACUGUGAGCUGCUUGACGAAACACCAUCCCACGUACAAACGUAAGACUUCCUGUUAGGAUACUGUAAUGCUUCGCUACUUUGCUGAAGGUGUGGGCUCCUUUUAAUAUUCUUUGAGUUUCCCUGAGGGUGUAUAAUCUAUGAGCAUGUUAACGCCAAUUAAGUGUUUUGAUCCCUUUAGAAUAUAGACUACACUGUCGAAGAGCCUCUCUUGGUCACUUAUCUGAGAUAAUGGAUUAAGAUUAUGGCGUUUCAUGUCAGUUUGGCUUGUUUCUACGUGUGGCGCCAAGUUUGGGGGAAAGCUCUGGGUUGUUGCUGAUGAUCUGAUUAAAUGCAGAACCACACGACUCGCUUUUGGAAGGGAUCCCGCACAGGUUUAGCGAAACCCCCUUCAGAGGGCAGACAGCAGCCGUCUCUCCCAGGUGCCGUGGGAAGACACAGGUCGUGAAGGACUGUUCACAAAAAUACUGACACAGAAGUUCCAUGGUCAGUUCUAGAGCAAAUGUGGUGCACUUAGGAACUUUGUCUUUCAAACUCAAUGUGAAACAGCUGAACAAAAAGCUUCAGGGAUUCCAUAUUUCUCUGUCAGUUUUUAAGCCCAAACUGAAAAGAGGCUCUGACUCUACCAUGCUCUUGUUUUCAGAUUAUAAAACUAAUUAUUAAAUGGAACCCAAAAACCCCCAAGAUUGGGUACUAUGUCUCAGUGGUGCACUUUU